Messenger RNA from Chelonia mydas (Green sea turtle), 6598 nucleotides. RefSeq names its product protein phosphatase 1 regulatory subunit 16A (gene PPP1R16A). Gene Ontology annotation, cellular component: cytoplasm. Gene Ontology annotation, molecular function: enzyme inhibitor activity; phosphatase regulator activity; protein binding. NCBI's taxonomy places the organism in Eukaryota, Metazoa, Chordata, Testudines, Cheloniidae. The transcript has 11 exons. The record is from RefSeq and is a predicted model, not a curated record. Bases 2070 to 3731 code for a protein of 553 amino acids.
GUAGGAGGGCGUUCGUGGUGUCUGAGCUGCCAUUUCUCAGUGGAGUUCUCGCCUCACUCUUCUGUCUUUAACCUUGUUUCAUUUGUCCACCGGAAAGUGACAUCACUGGCAAGUGAUGUCAAGUGACUCCCUGAAGCUCCAAGGCAAGGCUGGUGCGCUCCAAGGCAUGAUUUCUGCUGGUCGGUCUCAAAAACAAAGCCCAAGCAACCUGCGCUGCUGCCGCUUUCAGAGAAAAAAGCAUUAAAAGAAAAGAUGAGCUUUCAGAGCAGGACAGAGAAGGGCAUCUGCAUGGAGGACUCCUGAAGCUCCAUGCUCCAGGCGUGCUUGACGGAGGACAGCAGGAAGCUCAGCCCAGCUUUCAAGUGUCACUGUGACUGACUGCAGGGAGGGAGGAGUUGCCAGCUAGUCCAGGGAGGCCGCCUGAGCACUUGCACUGACUGCCAGGAUGCAAGCCGAGGUUUAGAGAUCCAGCUCCUGUGCAGCUCUCCUUUGUGUCCACCCCGGGGAGGGGAAGUGCAAACACACCGCUUCCUCUUGGAGGGCUUUCAAGCAGCUCCAAGGGAAGCAGUUAACUUGCAGAGCACCAGGGGAUGUGGAGUGAGGGACUCUCCCUCUGACAAUGAGCAUCCAUGUUCUCAAAGUUCACCGAGCACCUGGAAGAAUAUAAGUGGCAAAGACUGGAGACCACAUGGAAGAAAGGAAUGCAGAAGGGAUUUCUCCCUGCAAUCGCUGUGACAGGAUUGUACAGUGCUGUGGAUAUGGUGACGCAGAUGGCGUGUGGAUCUGCCUUUUCCUCCCAUUUCUUCCACUUGAUAUUUGAUCUCGGUCCUUCGGGGCUGCUGGUUUCUGGUGGUAAUGGGCACUAAAUAUUCACUGGUGUUUAUCUCUUCCAUUGGGCAGCUUUGAACGAUCUCUGUGGGGAGGACACAACAGCCAUAGACAGCUUUCUGGAACAACCUGUUGGUUCCUGGUACUGGGAGGAGCCCAGUUUAGAGAUUGCUGCUUGGAAUGAGGACAGCUGAGGACAGUCAUCAGUAAAUUAUCCCCUUACUUGCCCCCCACGGCCCUGGCUUCAUGAACACAGGAGGCAAAAGGGAGGACGUUAUCCAGGUAAUUAGCUUCCGAGCAUGGACUUGGUGACAGACAAAAUAACUUCGUAAUAAUUCCCACUGUGAGUGUGCCUGAGAAGCCGUCCAGCCUUCCUCUGUACUAUGAAUUGCUGGGGUGUAAAGGCUCAGGUGGGGUCGCAUCCCACUGACUUAAUACAGGACUGAACAGUAGUGCUGCUUUGGGGGACAGACAGAUUUCCUGACUUAACCUCCCAAGGCUUCUGUCUGCUCUCAAAGAGCAGUGUGGACACAGAGCUGAUUGGCUAACUCAGACCUUUAAGGUGGCUAUCUGGAUGGCUAUACCUCCGGGGCUCUUAAUUUAAUUGUCUGCCUUUACCUUUGAAACCACGCAGGCAGAGCCGAGAGAGCAUUGUACGGGUAUCUUUGGGCCUCCUAUGAAACCGUGUGUGGGUGGAAAGAGGCUGCAAAAGUUCUAAGCCCAAUGAACGACGAUUCUGUUGCUGCUGCUCUUCGUCCCUGCGUGGCCGUUUGCUGGGCUGAGGGCGUAGGAGUGGGAGCCUCUCUCACCCACGGUACAAUGCACUUUACUUAUUAGCUGGUUUGCAUGGUGGGAGUUUUUCUGGAAAAAUUGCUGACUCCCAAUUCAUGGGAAAGACCCUCAGUGUUUGAGGCCUGGGAAGACCAUCAAACCACUCAGGGAGAAACCCAGAGAAGAGGGGCGGUUAUGGAGCAGAACCCUCUAUCUCCAGAAGGGGUGGCAGAACCCCAGAAAGCAGCCAGGAUCCAGGUAUAAGACAAGUUUGCACCAUUCAUGUUCUCUGAGGCUGUGGCCUGGUGACAAACCGUUUGAAGUGGUGCAGGUGAUGCCCUCUGGAGACAGGGAUCCUCACACCUCUCUUCUAUACACGCCUGGGCUUUCUUCCCAGUGCCUUGGGGCUCCUGUGUCUGGAACCGAGACGUUGAAGAAGAGCAGUCUGUAUUCCCUUCCCUGCAGCAGCCAUGGCGGAGCACCUGGAGCUGCUGGCGGAGAUGCCAGCCGUGGCCAGGAUGAGCACCCAGGAGCGGCUGAAGCAUGCACAGAAGCGCCGGACACAGCAGCUGAAGAAAUGGGCACAGUUUGAAAAGGAGGCCCAGAGCAAGAAGACGAGAGCAGAAAAGAGGAGGAAGAACAGCAGCAAGGAGAAGCGAGUGCUGUUUCCGGAGAGCAUCAAGCUGCUGGAGGCAGCAUCUCGCAAUGAUGUGGAGGAAGUUCGCCAGUUCCUUCAGCGUGGCAUCAGCCCCAGUUUGUACAAUGAAGAUGGCCUCACUGCAUUGCACCAGUGCUGCAUCGACGACUUCGGGGACGUGGUCGUGCUGCUGCUGGAGGCCGGGGCUGAUGUCAACGCCUGCGACAGCGAGCUCUGGACGCCGCUGCACGCCGCUGCGACCUGCGGGCACCUGCACCUGGUGGAGCUGCUGAUUAAACAUGGUGCCAAUCUCCUGGCCGUGAACACAGACGGGAACAUGCCAUACGACCUCUGCGAGGACGAUGUGACACUGGACUACAUUGAAACGGCCAUGGCAGAUCAGGGAAUAACUCAGGAGGCGAUUGAGGAGGCCCGAGCCGCCACGGAGCACAGCAUGGUGGAAGAUAUCCGAAAGCUGCUUCAGGCAGGUGCCGAUCUGAACACUCCACUUGACCACAGUGCCACUCUGCUGCACAUUGCCUCGGCAAAUGGCUACCUGGAAGCUGCCGAGCUGCUGCUGGAACACAAGGCCAGCAUGAGCGCGAAGGACAAUGAUGGGUGGGAGCCCCUCCAUGCUGCCGCCUGCUGGGGGCAGAUCCAUCUGGUGGAGCUGCUGGUGGCCCAUGGAGCUGAUCUCAAUGGGAAGUCUGUGCUGGACGAGACACCCUUGGACGUGUGCGGCGAUGAGGAGGUCCGGGCCAAGCUGCUGGAGCUGAAGCACAAGCAUGAUGCCAUCAUGAAGUCUCACGACAAGCACAAGUCGCUGCUGCAGCGACGCACCUCCAGCGCUGGCAGCCGAGGGAAGGUGGUGCGGCGGGUCAGUGUGACGGAGCGCACCAACCUGUAUCGCAAGGAGCACGAGAAAGAGGCCAUCGUCUGGCAGCAGGUGCAGCACCGGGAGAACGAGGCUGAGCUUGAGGACGAGGACAAGCAAACGGACGCUGAGCUCCAGCAGCACCUCUCCGGCGCCGAGGCAGAAGUGGCAGGUCCAGGGGUCUUGGUGGGAGAUGAGCAUCAGAAUCCGGGGCUGAGCCAGAGAAAUGGAACUGCAGGCUCUUCUGCCCCUGGCCCCCCCAAACACCUCUACUCCAAGAGGCUGGACCGCAGCGUCUCCUACCAGCUGGCCACCCAAGAGGAGCUGUCGGCCGACCUGUGCAAGGAGAAGUCCCACCACACGCUAGCAGACCUCAAACGCCAGCGGGCAGCCACCAAGCUCCAGCGACACCACCCAGAGGACUAUCCUCCCACCGAGGGUGAGGGCCCCCUCGCGCCUGGCCUCGCUGAGACCCUGCGCAGCAGCAGUCACCCCCGCCCGGACGUGGAGCAGAACUCUGUCCACUACACGGCAGCCAGCGGCGACCCACCUCUUCUGAAGCUGACGGCCCCGGCCGAGGAGACCCCCGCUGAGAAGAACCGAUGCUGUAAGCUGAUGUGAGGCGCUAGCAAGAGAAGGUGUUGGUGGGGUGUGUCCCCUCCCUUUCAUUGACCGAUGGCAGUAAUGCCCCAGGGGGCUGCCUCUGGAACGCUGCAGCAGGGUCAGUUCUGGGAGCUGGUUUAUCUUACAGGGACUCAUCCAUGUUCCAGACCCAGACACCGAUCAGUGGCCGGGCUCCAAGUGCCCCGUCGAGGGCAGCGUGGGCAGCAGGCUGGGAGCCAGAGGCCUGCCCAAAUGGGAGCAGAAUGCAAUGACCUUCAUUGUCAGUACAGAGAUGUGUCCUGGACCGUCUACGGCUCCCCGCAUGCAAUUUGCCAGCCCCUGCUUGGGUCAGCCCAUAGCACGUUGCAUGCUGGGACCUGCAGUUGCAGAGGGCUGCAUCUCUGUUGGACCUGGUGGCGUUGAAUGUUGUGUAAAAUGCUGGGCCACUUUUGGUCAGCUGGAAGGUCCCUCCCAGGGUGUCUGUCUGUCUGUCUGGGGUCUGCGUGUGGUUCCCAGGAAGGAGUGGAAAGCCUAUGGGAGCCCUCAGAGCACAGUGUAUACCACGCAUAUAGCACUGGGGGGCGAGGGGAUGUCCCCAUGCUUACCUGACACUAAGGCAAAUGGCUGCAAUGGGGUGAGAACAUUUCUCUUUACACAGAGUUUGUAGCCCAGCAGUCCCAUCCUAGGCCUGGGCUGCACACGAGCUGUCCUGGUUUAACGAACGUGCAUUUCAAACAGGAUGGAAAGCCGUGUAGGUCCCCAGGCACGCCCUUUGUGGUGGCUUACAACUGGCUUAGAUCACACUCACUGGCUUGGAUUCACUAAAGAAAGCGCUGGACUGCGCUCGGCGUGUGCUGGAACAAGGCCGUCGGCUGUAAUUCCCAUCUUUUCUUCCAGCGGCGUUAAACUGAACUCUGAAUUCAGCACGGCCAUACGCAGCCUUGCACUGAAACAGCCAAAGGUGCUGAUGGAUGGUGAGUUCACCACGUCAGUGCAAGUCUGAUGUGGGUCCGCCCCAAACAACGUGGAUAUAAGCUCAUUGUAAACCAGUAUGUGUCCACAUUGCACAGUGGGUUUGUGUGGGUUUAACUACGUUAAUCUGAACCCCUGUGCCCCCUAUGGUACACCACACCAUGGUGCCGUGUGCCCUUCCCUCCCCCCCCCAGAGGACACCUGGUGUGGGGCUGUGUGCCCUCCUUUCCCCCCCAGAGGGCACCACGCUAUGGUGCCGUGUGCCCAGCCCCUUGUGAGCUCCUGCCCUCAGCAGUAAAAUCACUUCAGCAAAGCACCUCACCCCAGGCCAAGCACAGCCUCUUGUGCUGGCCGCUCUCCCCAGGAAACACAGCCUGCGAGCGGGACGUGGGAGCUGGUUUCUGGCCCCACAGUCCUUUGACGCCUUGGCCAAGCCAUGGCGCUUCCCAGGGCUCAGCGUCUGCAUCUGCCAGAGCGGGAGCUGUGGAGGCUGAUGAAUCUGUAAUGGUCUCUAGCCGCCCCGUGCCUGGGCCCUCGGAGCAGCGCUCGAAAUGGGAGCAGUCUUGGACAGCACCUCCCGCUUCCCGUUGCUUACACGGGGCUCGAACAGGGCAUGCCGAUGGCACCCUUCUCUUCUCCCGUUCUCUGCAGAAACCCCGGCCCAUCGCGUGUCCCCUCCCUGCGCAGGUGAGACAUUUUGUUUUUGUCCUCCUGCUGCAUGAGGCUCCCAGGAGCCUUAUGAUGAACCCCGCACCCCCACCCGAGGGCAGCUCUGGUAGCGUCUCAGGCGUCCAAGGGCUACCCCAGCUUCACGCCCAUUGAGGGGUGCCCUCAGGGGCCCAGUCCCAGUGUGCCAACUCCCAGGUGAGCUCAGCAAAGCCCCUUUGGCCUGCUGCGGAGGGUGGCAUGGUGGAACCUGGAGACCUGUCCCUCUCUAUUAAUGACUGGGGGGGCUAUGGCAGACUUCUGUUGACAUAGGGCCUCAGGCUCUGCCUUCUCGGCCUGCCGUGCUGUUGCUCUGGCGCCAGGCUCUACGAUUAGAACUUCAGGAGGUGGGUGGAGUGGAAGUGGAAGAGCUUCAGCAAGAAAUGUUCUCGCCUUUCAGCCGCAAUCAGGAGCAUGCCGCUCUCUGGGAUCCAGUCGGCUGGGGGAUGGCGUCCCUCUGGGGGGUGGCUCUCCUGGCUUGCAAUAGCUUAUCCCCUAGAUGGGAUUGUCCCCGCUCGCUUAUUCCUCUCUGCCCCGUUACAUCCAGCCAUGGCUAUUCAAACCCACGUGCUAGGCCUCCCGUCCCUCCGUUCUUCACCACCUCUCACGGCCUGCAAAGCGUCAGCCAGCGCCAUCUCACCAGCCGAAGAUCAGCCCUAGCAAGGGCCCAGCUGGAUGUAAUGCUGCCCACUGGCUGGGGGAAAGCAGGAACCUCACCUUUGAAUCCUCUGGGGACCCCCCUUCAGCUCUGACCCUCCAGCUUGGAGAGAGCAUCUCUAGGCUGAACUUGUACUGACCGCGGGGCCAGUGAAAUCUUUCCUCCCACGGUGGUUCUGCUCCAAGAGCCUCCUGCCUGCCCCUGGGAGAAUACAACUGCAGGGAGCUCUGGGCCUCUGCUAGGCUCUGGGGCUUGUGCUCGCCAGCGAUGGCGGCUAGCGUAAAAUCCCCUGCAGGGACCGGACUCUGCACGGUGCGUUUGUACAGCGGCACCACACUCGUUUUGUACGAGCACUCUCCUUUGAUCACAAAGUCCAUUUCCAAGGAGUCCUGUAGCCUUGGUUCCAGCCCGGUUGAGCUGCCCGCCGGCGGGUUCGGAGGUGCUGAUUUUAUACUUUAUUUGGCACAAUCUUUCUUGAUCUCUCCAGGUUUUGAUUUGUAGCUCCUGUUGUCUCUUUAUUUCCUGUCCACAAUAAACCAGCAUUGGAGCA